AUCUGACAGCUGCCCGUUUACUGCUCCUAUUUCACUUUCUCAGCUGCCCGCUAUUCCCCGCCGUCGCUUUUGCGGGCAGCUCCAGACUUCAAUACUCACACAUCCCACCUCUCAUUUUCUCCUUGGAACUCCAUAAAUAUGCAGAAUUGCAGACUCUCACAAUUUCCAAUUCUGCCACCACCACCAACCACCGUUCACCACCUCCGUCCACGGUGGUGCAAAGGGGCCUCCUCCUUUCCCUCAAAGCAGAAUAAAGUUCAGAUUUUUAUUAUAAAAGUGAUAGUGAAGGGGUGAGAGAAGAAUGGGUCAGGGACUCAGUUGUGGAGCAAGUGAUGAACAUGGACUAUUCAGUGCUGUUCAAUGUGGUGAUUUAGAGACUGUAAAGGCUCUGAUGGAGAGAAACCCGAGUCUUGUUCACCAUUCUACAAUUUAUGAUCGCCAGUCUGCUUUACAUAUUGCUGCUGCCAAUGGCCAGAUUGAGAUGUUCUUUCAGGUUGUUUCUAUGCUUAUAGACCAGUCCGUCAAUCCUGAUCUAUUGAAUCGGUAUAAGCAGACUCCAUUGAUGCUGGCAGCCAUGCACGGGAAGCUCUCUUGUGUGCAAAAGCUUAUUGAAGCAGGGGCUAAUAUUUUGAUGUUUGAUUCGCUUAAUGGAAGAACAUGCUUACACUAUGCUGCCUAUUAUGGUCGCAUCUUCCUGGUAAAAGCCUCUAUGAGAAUUCACUGGGGAUAUGCCCGGUUUGUGAACGUUAAAGAUGGUAAGGGAGCAACACCGUUGCACUUAGCAGCCCGUCAAAGACGGCCUGAAUGUGUUCAUUUUUUACUGGACAAUGGUGCUUUGGUCUAUGCUUCAACUGGUGGAUACGGUUUCCCCGGUAGCUCACCACUUCACUUGGCUGCAAGAGCUGGUUCUCUUGAUUGCGUCCGCGAAUUGUUAGCCUGGGGAGCAGAUCGAUUACACAGAGAUGAUUCAGGGAGAAUACCAUUCACGGUUGCUUUAAGAUACAAACAUGGUGCGUGCGCGGUUUUGCUGAAUCCUUCAUCCGCAGAGCCUCUUGUCUGGCCAUCGUCAUUGAAGUUCGUCAGUGAGCUCAAUGAAGAGGCAAAAUCUUUGCUAGAACGCGCCCUGAUGGAGGUUAACAAGGAGAGGGAAAAGAAUAUCCUAAAAGGAACAGCUUAUUCGGCAAUCAAUUCUGAUGAUGGGAUGGAUGGUAAUAUCUCUGAGGUGAGUGACACAGAAGUUUGUUGUAUAUGCUUUGAUCAAUUAUGCACAAUUCAGGUGCAGGAGUGCGGGCACCAGAUGUGUGCACAUUGCAUACUGGCCUUGUGCUGUCAUAGCAAGCCUAAUACUACUACGACUAGUCCUACCGAACCUCUGUGCCCAUUCUGCCGUAGUAGAAUUGUACAAUUGCAAGUUAUCAAGUUUGAAAAGGAUGAAGACACAAGCCAUGAUAUCUACUCCUCCAAGAUUAGGAAGUCUAGGAGGUCAAGAAACUUCAGUGAGGGAAGUAGUAGUUUUAAGGGCUUAUCUGCAGUGAGAUCUUUUGGUAAAAUGACUGGACGUGGCUCAGGUAGGAUUGCUGCUGAAAACGAAUAUAUCGAUAAGCCAAUAAACCCUAGACUGAUUGCAGACAUUGGCUAUUAAGAACAACAACUGUGGAUUCUUCUGGCCAAAUGAAAUAUAUAGAUAGAUCUUUAUCUCCAUUUGCUUGAUAGGAAAUAGGUGGAGUUAAAAUGAUCUGCACGUUUGGAUUGGUUGGUAUUGGAGUAUAUUGUUUGUGUGAGUUAAAGAAAGCUCAUAAUAUUGUUGUAAAAUUCAUUUACUUGUAUGGUGCUUAAAGCCUAGUCGUUCCUUGGAAGAUAUAAAAUUCUUUGCAGUUGCCUCA
Molecule: messenger RNA, 1883 nt
Organism: Nicotiana tabacum (common tobacco)
Lineage: Eukaryota; Viridiplantae; Streptophyta; Magnoliopsida; Solanales; Solanaceae
Source: RefSeq, a predicted model, not a curated record